Molecule: messenger RNA, 1613 nt
Organism: Toxorhynchites rutilus septentrionalis
Lineage: Eukaryota; Metazoa; Arthropoda; Insecta; Diptera; Culicidae
Gene: Pgk
Product: phosphoglycerate kinase
Exons: 3
Coding region: 130-1377 (415 amino acids)
Biological process (GO): gluconeogenesis; glycolytic process
Cellular component (GO): cytosol
Molecular function (GO): ATP binding; phosphoglycerate kinase activity; ADP binding
Source: RefSeq, a predicted model, not a curated record
UUCAGUUUUUGCUGCGUCCAGAGAAUCAUUAUCGGGGAGGCAUUCGCUAGAGUACUAUCGGUUUCGUUGUGUGUGAAAAUUAGUGAAUUUCUAGCUCAGUUUUGCAAAUUUCAACUAAGUAAAGCAAGAAUGGCUCUGAAUAAGCUUAGCAUCGAGAACGUUGAUCUGAAGGGAAAGAGAGUUUUCAUGCGCGUUGAUUUCAAUGUUCCAAUCAAGGAAGGAAAAAUCACCAGUAGCCAACGAAUCGUUGCCGCUUUGGACAGUAUUAAAUAUGCCCUAGAAAAGGGGGCUAAAUCAGUUGUCCUUGCGUCGCACUUGGGCCGUCCAGAUGGCAAUAAAAAUGCCAAGUACACUUUGGCCCCAGUAGCUGUCGAGUUGAAAACUCUAUUGGGAAAGGAUGUGACCUUCCUGAAUGAUUGUGUUGGUGCUGAGGUUGAAGCUGCUUGUAAGGACCCAGCACCCGGCUCGGUGAUUCUGCUAGAGAAUGUUCGUUUUUACGUCGAGGAGGAAGGCAAAGGCGUCGACGCGUCUGGCAAUAAAGUAAAGGCCGACAAGGAGAAGGUGAAGGUGUUCCGCGAGAGUCUGGCCAAGCUCGCCGAUGUGUACAUCAAUGAUGCUUUCGGAACAGCUCACCGAGCUCACAGUUCUAUGAUGGGCGAGGGAUACAAUCAGCGUGCCGCAGGACUGUUAUUGAACAAAGAAUUGCGUUACUUCUCGCAAGCUCUUGAUAAUCCACCCCGUCCAUUCCUUGCCAUCCUGGGUGGCGCCAAAGUAGCUGAUAAGAUUCAGUUGAUUGAAAAUUUGCUCGACAAAGUUAACGAGAUGAUUAUUGGUGGUGGUAUGGCAUUUACCUUCUUGAAGGUGUUGAACAACAUGGAAAUUGGAGGUUCGUUGUUUGACGAGGAGGGGUCAAAGAUUGUACAAAAGCUUGUGGACAAAGCGAAAAAGAACAACGUUCAACUGCAUCUGCCUGUUGAUUUUGUCACCGGGGAUAAGUUUGCCGAAAAUGCCGCUGUUGGAUCCGCUACUGUAGAGGCCGGAAUUCCUGCUGGUCAUAUGGGUCUAGAUAUUGGACCAAAAUCUCGCGAAGCAUUCGCUGCACCGAUUGCUCGCGCAAAGAUUAUUGUGUGGAACGGUCCCCCAGGCGUGUUCGAAUUCGCAAACUUUGCCCAAGGAACUAAAGCUCUCAUGGAUGGUGUAGUCGCUACUACCAAGGCAGGAUGUGUAAGCAUCAUUGGCGGUGGUGACACCGCUUCGUGCUGCGCUAAGUGGGGAACAGAAUCUCAAGUCUCACAUGUGUCCACUGGCGGUGGUGCUUCUCUGGAAUUGCUGGAAGGCAAAGUUUUGCCUGGUGUUGAUGCUUUGAGCAGCGCAUAAACGUAACCAAAUAUCGUAAGCGCGAGUGUUAAAUGCUGACUUAUCUAAUCAUAAUUGUCUAAGUUUAGGUGGCAAAAAUCAAAGUCCGUGAAUGAUAGUCAUAAUAAUACGUUACAAUAGGCUUCUCAUGUUGAACAUUUAAGAAAAUGCUGUUUGAAAACAAGAUAACUGAAUGCAUAUGUAUCCCAUCAAAACAAUAAAAAGUAUUGCAAUAAUAAUAUGCGAAACCUUAAUAA